Lutzomyia longipalpis is the source of this 1360-nucleotide messenger RNA. RefSeq names its product retinoid-inducible serine carboxypeptidase-like. The transcript has a single exon. The record is from RefSeq and is a predicted model, not a curated record. Gene Ontology annotation, biological process: proteolysis. Bases 35 to 1315 code for a protein of 426 amino acids. Gene Ontology annotation, molecular function: serine-type carboxypeptidase activity. Lineage: Eukaryota; Metazoa; Arthropoda; Insecta; Diptera; Psychodidae.
AUUGGCCACAUAUCAGUUUACUUCUGUCUUUGCAAUGUUUCGCACCUUUCACGCGAUUCUCUUCCUGGGACUCCCCUUGUGGGCUUCCGCGGCUCUUCCCAGCCUCCGUGAUAGCGACUGGGGCUUCAUGGAGGUUCGUCCGGGUGCUCAUAUGUUUUAUUGGUUCUUCAACACACGCGCUGAAGUGAGACACACGCAGGAACGUCCACUGAUUGUGUGGCUUCAAGGUGGACCUGGCGCCUCAUCGACAGGUCAUGGAAACUUUGAGGAAAUCGGGCCAUUAGACGUGGAUCUCAUGCCGAGAAAUUUCACCUGGGUCAAAGACUUCAAUGUACUGUUCAUCGAUAGUCCCGUUGGUGCGGGAUACAGCCACGUAGAUCAUACAGAUCUCCUACCCACGGACAAUGCCCAAAUUACUGCGGAUCUUGUAACAUUCCUCGGGAUGUUCUACGACAAACAUCCACGCCUAAUGACAGCCCCACUUCAUAUUUUUGGAGAAAGUUACGGAGGGAAAGCAGCUGUUGAGCUGACCCUAAGUCUUGUGCGUCAACCAAUGCGGAAGACACGAAAGGUCAUCCCGGAAUCCGUUGUUCUCAUUGAUCCGUGGAUCUCUCCACUUGACUCAAUGCUCUCCUGGGCGCCAUUCCUCUUCAACACCGGUGUGGUUGACCGGAAGGGGUUUGGUGCAAUUGUCGCGGCCACAAUGAGAACGCAGGAAGCCAUGAAACGACGAGACUACCGCAGAGCAACGAAACUUUGGGGUGAAACAGAGAAAACAAUCCAGAAGUACACCUACGGCGUGGAUUUCUACAACAUCCUCAAGCCCAUCCCGUUCAAAUCAAUUCGCAACAACCGAUUCGGUGUGCAGUAUGAAGAGGAUGAAGCCCGCAUCCACAAUCUAAUGAACACCCAAGUAAGGAAAGCCCUCAAUGUUCCCAAGAAAUAUGUCUGGGGAAGUCAGAGGCAGUCUGUUUUUGCUGCUCUCUCGGGGGAUUUCCUCAAACCAGCUGUAGAUACCGUUGAGAGACUUCUCAAUGAGACUGACGUGAUGGUGGCCGUUGUUACGGGGCAAUUGGAUUUAAUUGUUGCCACUCCCGGAACACUUAGGUGGGUUGAACGACUCAAUUGGUCAGGAAAGCAGAGUUUUCAGAACUCCGACAGGAAGGCAAUUGUUGUGAAUAGUAUCCACGAAGGGUAUGCAAAGAAAUACGACAAUCUAUCCCUCUACUGGAUCCUAAGGGCAGGACAUAUGGUGCCCAGAGAUAAUCCCGGAGCAAUGACUCAUAUUCUCCGGAGUGUUACCCAAAUUCCAUAGAAAUUAUGUAUGAAUGCAAUAAAAAUAUUUUCUUUUACUUACCAA